Molecule: messenger RNA, 1102 nt
Organism: Raphanus sativus (radish)
Lineage: Eukaryota; Viridiplantae; Streptophyta; Magnoliopsida; Brassicales; Brassicaceae
Product: binding partner of ACD11 1
Exons: 5
Coding region: 172-960 (262 amino acids)
Molecular function (GO): RNA binding
Source: RefSeq, a predicted model, not a curated record
UGGCGUUACGCAAUCUCCCACACGUCGAGUGUAAUAAAAAGCAAAGACACUUCUCCCCUAAUAUACGUCAUCAAUCAGAUCAAUAUCGAAGUACGUUUCUCUUGAAUCUGCGUUAGAAAACAAUCUCACACCUCUCUUCCUCGGCGACAACGAAGAUCAUCAACAACAUCCAUGGCGAUUAUAAGGUCAGUAAAAGUUGGGAAUCUCUCCUCAGGAGCAACAGAGCAUGAUAUCAAAGAGUUCUUCUCUUUUUCUGGUGAAGUUGAAAGUAUUGACAUCCAAGGUAGCGAGAGUAGUGCUUAUGUCACAUUCAAAGAUCCUCAAGGAGCAGAGACAGCUGUGCUCUUAUCAGGUGCGAGUAUUGCUGAUCAGUCAGUCAUCAUUGAGAUGGCUCCUAACUACACUCCACCUGCUGCCCCUCAUGCUGAAACGCAGAGCGGUGAUGGAGGCGCUGCAGAAUCAGUUGUACAGAAGGCAGAAGAUGUUGUGAGCAGCAUGCUAGCAAAGGGUUUCAUCCUCGGGAAAGACGCGGUCGGCAAAGCAAAAGCAUUCGAUGAGAAACUCGGUUUCACUUCGACCGCAACCGCAGGAGUUGCUUCCAUCGACCAAAAGAUCGGUCUAAGCCAAAAAUUCACAGCUGGUACGAGCCUGGUGAACGACAAGAUCAAAGAGGUGGAUCAAAGCCUCCAGGUUUCAGAGAGGACCAAGUCUGCGUAUGCUUCGGCCGAGCAGACGGUGAGCAGCGCAGGAAAUGCCGUGAUGAAAAACCGUUACGUGUUGACCGGUGUGACCUGGGCCGCAGGAGCGUUCAGCAGAGUUGCUAAAGCUGCUGGAGAGGUUAGUCAGAAAACAAAGGAAAAGGUUGAAGCUGAGCAACCACCACCACAACCGUCACAGUCGCAGGAGCAGUUACCUGAAGGGUAUGCUCCGAUUCAUUCGUCUGAAUACUCCAAGAAGUGAACUACAGUACAGUUGAAAAGUUUUUUUCUCUCUUUCAUGUUGGAUUAUAUGAUAUGUUAUAACAUAACUAUGCUUGGAUCUUGUCUAUAUAUAUAUAUAUUCAAUAAUCCAAACAGUUAUACAUAGAAAGAGAUAACCACCA